CCCUCCAACAGUUUCGCAGUGACGAAUAUUGUGUAAAGAGCUCGGCUUGGCCGAAGCAGCCGAAGAGGAAGUAGUCACCGGCCAGAUCUUGCAGGGCGGCCUCGAGCCGGUCACAGUGCUGCUCCGGCUCCUCGAAGCCAUGCAGCACGCCGCCGUUGGGGCCCAGUGCCUCCUGAUCCAUGAUGUUGCCCAUGGUAUAAGGUCGCGCACAUCAACGGCGGGCGCGUACUACGUGCGGGCGUUGGCGGGAUCAGGGUUGACGACGGCGCAUUUGCCGUCCAUGGUGCGCAUGAACAGCUGCAUGCCGUCGCAGUACGUCGACUUGCCGGAGCCCGAGCGGCCCGAUGACGAGCUGGGCGAAGGGCAUGGGUGGACGAGCGCUAUGAAGGACAAGUGCCUGUCGAUCGGCUCCACAGGUCAAGAGGAACAAGAAAUGAAAACCGUAGCUCACUUACUGUCGCUACACUUCAGGAAUAUUCCACACUCUACUCCUCCUAAGUUAUCGUAGUCCCUAAUAUAUCCUCAAUAGACAGGACAUCGUCACGUGAUAU
Messenger RNA from Paraphaeosphaeria sporulosa, 551 nucleotides. RefSeq lists its product as uncharacterized. The record is from RefSeq and is a predicted model, not a curated record. Bases 140 to 508 code for a protein of 122 amino acids. Lineage: Eukaryota; Fungi; Ascomycota; Dothideomycetes; Pleosporales; Didymosphaeriaceae. The transcript has a single exon.